This is a messenger RNA of Salvelinus namaycush (lake trout), 1385 nucleotides long. Its product is annotated as meteorin-like protein. The transcript has 2 exons. Gene Ontology annotation, biological process: energy homeostasis; positive regulation of brown fat cell differentiation. The coding region runs from base 256 to 804 and encodes 182 amino acids. The record is from RefSeq and is a predicted model, not a curated record. Gene Ontology annotation, molecular function: hormone activity. NCBI's taxonomy places the organism in Eukaryota, Metazoa, Chordata, Actinopteri, Salmoniformes, Salmonidae.
GAACUUCCAGUAGAGGAAUUCAAGCAGCCGCUGUCCGUUGUAGGUUACGAUAUGGUGGAUGGUUCUAGGUGAAGUAACGCUUUUUUUCACGGUUCUACUGGCUUUUACGGGAAGAAAACAACAUUCGAAGACAUUUCAACAGGCGACCAGAACCGAUGGGGACGUUAUGUCGUUGGAGUUACGCGGGUGGACUUGGUUGUUUUAGUUGAGAAGAAGGAAAGUGUUGCGCUCGGAGCAACAGCGGUGGGAUUAAACAUGCUGACACCGAUUUUAGCAUACUUGUUAUCGGUUCUCCUGCUGUGUCGGAUAGCGUUCUCUCAAUACUCCAGCGAUCAGUGUAGUUGGAAGGGCAGUGGUCUAACCCAUGAGGGCCACACUCGUGAUGUGGAGCAGGUCUACCUACGUUGUUCCCAGGGUUCCCUCGACUGGCUCUACCCUACAGGGGCCGUUAUCGUCAACCUGCGGCCCAACACCCUGUCCCCAGCAGCCGCCCGUCUCUCCGUCUGCAUCAAGCCCUCUAGGGACUCCCACGGGGCUAACAUCUACCUGGACCGGGCCGGGAAGCUGCGCCUGCUGCUCAGGGAGCAGGACCAGGCCCAGGGUAAGGUGACCUGCUUCAGCAUCCAGGAGGGGUCUCUGUUCAUAGAGGCCAUACCUCACAGAGACAUCAGUAAGAGGAUCACCUCGUUCCAGUAUGAGCUGGUUACAGAGAGGACCGGGGCUGGAGCUGGAGCCUUGACUGGGGUGGAGCCACAAGCACUGUCUGGUAAGAUACAAUCCUAUUGUUGUGGCUUUGGUCAUUAAAGGGGAAGUUCAGUAUGGCUAAAGCACUGUCUGGUAAGAUACAAUCCGAUUGUUGUGGCUUUGGUCAUUAAAGGGGAAGUUCAGUAUGGCUAAAGCACUGUCUGGUAAGAUACAAUCCUAUUGUUGUUGUUGCUUUGGUCAUUAAAGGGGAAGUUCAGUAUGGCUAAAGCACUGUCUGGUAAGAUACAAUCCUAUUGUUGUGGCUUUGGUCAUUAAAGGGGAAGUUCAGUAUGGCUAAAGCACUGUCUGGUAAGAUACAAUCCUAUUGUUGUUGCUUUGGUCAUUAAAGGGGAAGUUCAGUAUGGCUAAAGCACUGUCUGGUAAGAUACAAUCCUAUUGUUGUUGCUUUGGUCAUUAAAGGGGAAGUUCAGUAUGGCUAAAGCAAAGACGGUACAUUAUUAAGAUGAAACUGCUUCUCCAGUACAAAUUCCCGUUCACAAUGUCAUGGCAACGUUGGCUAUCGAAGGUCAUGCGUAGAAACACAUCAUCGGGGUCUAACGGUCAUCUCCCACCGAACUGGGCCUGUGCAGGCCGUCAAAUUCCUGGUAUUUUUGUUGUUGUAUUUUAUUAGGAUCCCCAUU